AUGGCAGGAAGAGAGGUUCGAGAAUACACCAAUCUCACCGAUCCCAAAGAUAAGAAAUUGGGUAAAGGAAAAGAUAAGAUUGAUGAUGAAGACGUUACUUUCCAACGUAUGGUUGCAAAGAUGCAAGAGGUAGCUGGGGAGCGUGGAGGUUAUCUUCAUGGGCGAGCUUUGGACAGUGAUGAUCUACUAUAUCUCAAGGAGCAAAUGGAAGCUGAGGAGGAUGCUGAGCGCCUCUUGCGUCGUACUGAAAAACGAGCCUUUGCUGCUUUUAAGAUAUCCUUUUCAAGUUUAGCAGAUUCUUCACCUGCAUCAUUACCGUUACCGUUACGUGUAGAGCCAAAGCCAAAGAGCGGGAUUAGGCAACAAGAUCUGCUGAAAAAAGUUGUUGAGAUUAAACCUAAGCGACCAAGGUCUGAAAGCAAUAAGCCAACACAAGCUCCUAGUGAUGCUUCUAUUACAAAUCAUGGGCGUGAUCAUGAUAAUUUGAAAGAAAAUGAUCAGUCUUUAUCAGGACCAAAGAAAUUUGAGGAACACGCCUCGGUGGGGAUGCAUGAAGGUGAGACAAAGCCUAAGGUUGAUAACUCUGGUGGGGGAUUACUAGGCCUGGCGUAUGCUAGCUCAGACGAUGAUGAUGAUGAAUGA
Messenger RNA from Vicia faba (fava bean), 642 nucleotides. The record is from the annotation of a GenBank genome assembly. Lineage: Eukaryota; Viridiplantae; Streptophyta; Magnoliopsida; Fabales; Fabaceae.